AUGGGGCGAAAUGUCCAUCGAGUCCUUAUCGAUCAAGGAAGCUCGACAGAUGUGAUGUUUUGGGACACGUUCGUAGGCCUACAGGUACCCCGAGAUCAAUUACAACCAUUCGACGGCGUUCUCGUGGGUUUUUCUGGCGAACAGGUUGAAGUCCGAGGCCAUGUGGAUUUGAGAACGACCUUUUCAGACGAGAAUGCAGCGAAGACCAUCGUGAUUCGAUAUCUAGUAGUAAACGCACCCUCUUCUUACAACUUGCUGUUAGGGAGACCUUCUCUGAACAAAUUGGGAGCGGUGAUUUCUACUAGCCAUAUGAAAAUGAAGUUCCCGACAGAAGGAAAAAUCGUUACUAUGAAAGUCGACCAGGAAAUCGCCCGCAAAUGCUACGAAAAUAGUUUGCGCACUCGAAGGACUUACGCUUUGGCUCAAACAACGCCAACUCCGAUCAAUAACGAAACAGAGCAAGUUGAAUUAGACCCGAGGGCUGCAGAGGAACGACGUGGCCCAAAACCCGUCGGAGACUUAAAGGAGAUCGAAAUCUCCUCGGGGCGAAAGGUGAAAAUUGGCUCGGAUUUAGAUCCAAAAGUAGAAACUGAGCUUUGCCAGGUUCUACGAUCAAACCUCACGUCAUUUGCAUGGACCGCCAGAGACAUGCCAGGAAUCAACCCAGACGUUAUUUGUCAUCGUUUAAAUGUAAAUCCUGGGGCAAAGGCCAAAGUGCAAAGGCGGAGAAGGCUAAAUGAAGAAAAGGCGGAGGCCGCCGCAGGGGAGAUCUUGAAAUUACAAGAAGCAGGGCACAUCAAGGAAAUCCAAUACCCCGAAUGGUUGGCUAACAUAGUAAUGGUGAAGAAGGCGAACGGUAAAUGGCGGAUGUGCGUCGAUUUCACGAAUUUGAAUACCGCGUGUCCCAAAGACUCCUACCCCCUGCCCAACAUAGACACAUUGGUCGAUAGAGUGUCGGGCUGUGGAUUAUUAAGCUUCAUGGAUGCUUAUUCAGGUUACAAUCAAAUCCGAAUGCACCCAGAAGACGAGGACAAAACGGCUUUUAUGGGAAUAAAAGCAAAUUUUUGCUAUCUGGUAAUGCCUUUCGGACUCAAAAACGCAGGCGCAACAUAUCAAAGAAUGAUGGACAGGAUUCUGCAGCCCAUGCUGGGACGUAACGUAGAAGCCUAUGUGGAUGACAUGGUGGUCACCUCAACUAGGGAAGGAAGUCAUGCAGAUGACCUCCAAGAGUUAUUUGAUACCAUCAACAAAUACCAAUUGCGUUUAAGUCCUGAGAAGUGCGUUUUUGGCGUCAAGGCAGGCAAAUUUCUAGGUUUUAUGUUGACCGAAAGAGGAAUCGAGGCCAACCCUGACAAAUGCAUGACAAUCAUUAACAUGAAAAGCCCGAGCUCCGUAUGUGAAGUACAACAGUUGACGGGAAGAAUGGCAGCAUUGGCUCGGUUCUUGGCGAGAAGUGGUGACAAAGGACACCCCUACUUUCAGUGUUUACAGAAGAACAAUAAGUUCCCGUGGACACCCGAUUGUGAACAGGCCUUCACGGAACUAAAAGAGUAUCUAUGUCGACCUCCAGUUCUUAGUCGGCCCGAGCUCGGAAUCCCACUACAGAUGUAUAUAACAGUAACCGAGUACGCAAUAAGCUCGGUCCUGGUACAGGAAAAAGAAGGGGCUCAACGACCCAUAUAUUUCGUCAGCCGUUUACUACGAGGCGCGGAGAAACGAUAUCCGACCUUGGAGAAGGCAGCUUUGGCGAUCCGGAACUUACCCUACCUCGAGUUAAGGGCGAACGGUAACACCAGCAGAGAGGAUGGGACGAUCACAAAAUGGAUCCUAUCAAUAGAUGGCUCUUCUAAUCAACGAGGAAGUGGAGCAGGAGUAGUCCUAGAAGGACCUGGCGGGGUUCUCGUAGAACAAUCCCUAAAAUUUUCUUUUAAAACCAGCAAUAAUCAGGCUGAAUAUGAGGCUUUAGCCGCGGGAAUAUUACUAGCUAAGGAAAUGGGAGUCCAACACCUCACUGCUCGGAGUGAUUCCCUACUAGUAACUGGACAAGUCAAUGGCGACUUUGCUGCAAGAGAUCCCCAAUUGGCACGAUACCUGGAAUAUGUAAAAUCUCUGGCUGCAACCUUUACCACUUUUGAGUUAGUUCAUGUCCCUCGAGAAGAUAAUAACCGAGCGGAUUUACUAUCCAAGUUGGCCAGCUGUACCAAACCAGGGCAACAGAAAUCAGUCAUCAAGGAAACGCUAAAAGCUCCACGCGUAAGCAACUCGGAAAAGGUUGUAGUCAUGACUUCUCAUGGGAAUAGUAACUCAGAAACCUGGAUGACUCUCAUCAAAGCCUACCUAGCAGACGGAGUGCUACCUUCAGACCCAACGGAGGCUAACCGUAUAAAGAGGAGCUCUACCAGGUAUACUUUAUUAGAUGGACACCUUUUUCGCCUGGGAUUUUCUCGACCCAUCCUAACUUGUAUAAAGGAAGAGGAGGCCAAAAGGAUUUUGACCGAACUACAUGAAGGGAUAUGUAGAAGUCAUAUUGGAGGACGAGCCCUCAUGUUACGAACGCUCCGAGCGGGCUAUUUUUGGCCCACGAUGAAGAAAGAUUGCGCGGAGUUCGUACAAAGAUGCGAUCAGUGCCAAAGACACUCUAACCUACACAUGCUCCACCCGAGGUCUUACAUUCUAUCAACGCUCCCUGGCCCUUCCACACCUGGGACAUUGACAUCUUGGGACCAUUUCCACUAG
Messenger RNA from Vigna unguiculata (cowpea), 2736 nucleotides. NCBI's taxonomy places the organism in Eukaryota, Viridiplantae, Streptophyta, Magnoliopsida, Fabales, Fabaceae. The record is from RefSeq and is a predicted model, not a curated record.